AAAACGGUUGUAGACAAAAAUGAACCUCCAGAUGUAAAGGGACUGCAUUGGCAGAAAAGUUAGAGAAGAUCGAAUCAGAGGCAAAGAAAAAUGGCAUCUUGUUUACAACCCCUGAGGUCGACAUUUCAGCUGCUGGUGGUUCAGCCAUUAACAUCUUUGUCCUCCGAAUCAACAGUACUGGCCAUUGGGCACCGGCAUGACUGUUGCCCUCAAGCAAGCGGGAAAAAUAUUAUGGAGACUUACCCUGUCGAUGAUGCGGCCGGCAAAUCGAGCUUAACCCCUAAUUUGAGCUGAAUACGAGAAAACUCUUCGGCUGAGUUUCUGGCACAGACCGCCUGAUCCUAUGUUCAUGUCUGUUUUCGAGAUGUGAAUACGAUAACAACUUCGUAAACUCGGGCAAUGUCCAAACUGUGGAUCUGUCAAGUAUUUGCUUCACUGAUCCGCUACUUUCUCCAACAGCAUGACAAAUACAUUCUGUGGGGCUCAAGAAAGAUCAACACCAGUCGAGCCAACACUUUUCUUUUCUUAAAGGAAAAUACUCGAUUUUUAUUUUUAUUUUUAUGUUUUUAACUAAAGUUUUCAACGUUAACGUCAAACAAGUGGGGCCCAAGUAAGCCGAAAAAGAGGGAAGCACUUGAAAACGAACUGAAGCAUGUCGCCAAAUGAGGCCCCCCCACUUUUGUGGUGAUAUUAAAAAAGGGCACGCUUCACUUUCAUCUCCAUAGACAUAUGAUGAUGAAGUCUACACUGAGAACGUGGGUUAUGCACCUUUUGCUUUACUUUUGAAUUUCAAAUUCAAUCCAAACAGAAAGGGAGAAAAAAUCGCAAAGAGGGGCAACGUUAAUCUUGGUGUUUCCAGUUCCAAGUUUGUGUCUUUUUUGAGGCUUUGAAGCAUUGCUAAGCCCCAACCAUGGGAGAUUCAAGCUGUCUCAUGAUGCAACCCUUGUCUCACUCUUCAGUCUUCACCAAUGACGCCACUGAGGGGAACCCAAUUCAUGCUCUCGGGCAGUCAGUCUCGUUCGGCAGGUUCGUGUCAGAAGAGUCCUUGUCAUGGGAGAAAUGGUCAAGCUUCUCUCGGAAGCGCUAUGUCGAAGAGGCCGAGAAGUACUCCCGGCCAGGGUCGGUCGCGGAAAAGAAAGCCUUUUUUGAGGCUCACUACAAGAAAUUGGCCGAGAAGAAAGCGGCGGCCUUGCUCGAGCAAGCGAAUGGGGACUUGAGCGAUGUUGCUGACUUGGAACGUGAAGUUGAUGUCUUAGAUUCUCAGGAAAUUGUAAAUCCUAACCAAGAGGUCAAGAACCUAAGGCAAGUGCAUAAUCUGGGUGGUGAGAUGAAGGAAAAUGAUAACAGAGAGGAUAGAGGAUCGCAGUUAACUGAUAAAUCCAUCGUGAUUGUGGAAAAUGCCAAGGAUGAAUCAUUGAAAGAGCUUGCCACCGACUCUUCCCCGGUCAAAUGCUCCGAGGCACUUAAAAGCACAAAAUCGGCAUACCCUUCAGCCACUCCUUUAUUUGGGAAGAGAAAACUGGGGGAUCACUUAGCCACUGGAACGAAAACAGGCCAAAAAAGGCGCUCCCUUGCUACCAAGUUUUCAAAGUUUCUGUCUGCAUGCAAAAGCAAUUUACAGUCACCAAAGUCAUCUACACCCGGAUUGAGCACCAAAGGAAAAACUGCAAAAGGCAAGGAGGACAAAGCAAUUGAAGAACCAAUUAAAUGGAGUCAUAGCUUCUGUUUUUGCGUGGGGAACUCUUCAAGUAUUCGCAAAGGAAAAGAAAGAGCAGAGCAUCAGACGAAAAAUGAGAGGAAGAAAGCUCACGACAUCAAUGAUGAUGCAAAGCAUGAUCUCUCUAUCUCCUCAAAGAUCUUUGAUGAAUGAUGAUCACCGAAAACAUGUAAAGGAAAGGAAGGGUCAAGCGCCAACCAAGUUGAAUGCUUUGGAGGCUCGUUAAUAGACAUCUCUUAUUGAAUAGAAUAUUCAAGUGUAAAGAUUAGUUGCUACUACUACCACCACAGGAAUUGCACUGAACGCUGUUCAGGAGGCUAAAUUCCUGUCAAGCAGAUAGAAGAACAAUCUCUUAUUGUCGCGAAACAAAUAUCAACCCGAGGAAAAUUCAAGGAAAAUGCAUGGACAUGGACUGGAUUGAUUUGGGGAGCUCAUGCUGUAUGCAUAGUUUCAUGUUGUUAGUAGUCAGUAAGCUGUAAAAAAUUGGACUUUUCCCGUUCCUGAAACCUUGUGAUUGGUUUGACAACUGUCGUCUCUAGUGAUUCAAUCAGAAAUAAAUAGUGAAAGAGUACAGAGCGA
Rhodamnia argentea is the source of this 2296-nucleotide messenger RNA. RefSeq lists its product as uncharacterized. Lineage: Eukaryota; Viridiplantae; Streptophyta; Magnoliopsida; Myrtales; Myrtaceae. Bases 911 to 1870 code for a protein of 319 amino acids. The transcript has 8 exons. The record is from RefSeq and is a predicted model, not a curated record.